Ricinus communis (castor bean) is the source of this 3090-nucleotide messenger RNA. RefSeq names its product putative pentatricopeptide repeat-containing protein At3g13770, mitochondrial. Gene Ontology annotation, molecular function: protein binding; zinc ion binding; RNA binding. Lineage: Eukaryota; Viridiplantae; Streptophyta; Magnoliopsida; Malpighiales; Euphorbiaceae. Gene Ontology annotation, biological process: RNA modification. Bases 95 to 2023 code for a protein of 642 amino acids. The record is from RefSeq and is a predicted model, not a curated record. The transcript is spliced from 2 exons.
UUCUAUAAACAUGAGUUUUAAUAAAUUCUGUUUUUGACUUAAAUAUGUUUAGUUAGUUGUCAAAUUGCAGGUUAAAACAUUUAGAAAGCAGGACAUGAAAUUAUUAUGCAAAGUUAACUUCUUUGCGCAUCUUUUCAAAAGGGCAUGCGAUCCCACUCUUAACCCAUAUACCCGCCAAUUCUAUCUCUCCUCCGUCCCGCCAAACCAACGAACUUUAAACUCACUAUGCAGCCAAGGCCGCCUUCAAGAGGCUUUGUUUGAAAUGGCAUGUCAAGGUCUUGAAAUGAAAUUUGACGGCUACAACACUCUACUAAAUGAGUGUGUCAACAAUAAGGCCAUUAGAGAAGGCCAAAGGGUCCAUGCCCACAUCAUUAAAACCUAUUAUCUUCCAUCUGUUUAUCUCAGAACUCGGUUGAUAGUUUUUUACACAAAGUGUGACUUGUUGAUGGAUGCAAGACAUGUGUUUGAUGAAAUGUCUGAAAGAAAUGUGGUUUCUUGGACCGCCAUGAUUUCAGGUUAUUCUCGGAGAGGGUUUGCCUUUGAAACAUUGCAUCUUUUUGUGCGGAUGUUGAGAUCAGAUAUAGAGCCAAAUGAGUUCACUCUGGCUACUGUAUUAACUUCUUGUACAGAUGCUUCUGGGUCUGAGCUGGGAAGGCAGAUUCACUCUCUCAUAAUUAAGUGUAAUUAUGACUCCCAUAUAUUUGUUGGGAGUUCACUUCUUGACAUGUAUGCUAAAGCUGGCAGAAUUCUUGAAGCGCGAAUGGUUUUUGAGAGCCUACCAGAGAGGGAUGUUGUUUCUUGUACUGCAAUAAUUUCAGGCUAUGCCCAAUUAGGUCUUGAUGAAGAGGCAUUAGAACUAUUUCGGCGGUUGGAAAGAGAGGGAUUGAGUUCAAACUGUGUUACUUAUGCUAGUGUUUUAACCUCGUUGUCUGGACUUGCUGCAUUAGAUCAUGGAAAACAAGUUCACAGCCACGUUCUUAGACGUGAAUUGCCCUUUUAUGUAGUUCUUCAAAAUUCUAUGAUUGAUAUGUACUCAAAGUGUGGAAGCCUUAAUUAUGCAAGAAGGAUUUUUGAUAGCAUGCCUGAGCGAACUGUUAUUUCAUGGAAUGCAAUGCUUGUGGGGUAUGGUAAACAUGGAAUGGGAAGAGAGGUUGUUGAGCUCUUCAAACUUAUGAGAACUGAAAAUAAAGUUAAACCUGACAGUGUAACCAUUUUGGCUGUUCUAUCUGGCUGCAGCCACGGAGGAUUUGAAGAUAAAGGAUUGGAAAUAUUUGAUGAGAUGUUGAAAGGGUAUAAUGGUGUUGAGGCAGAGAUGGAGCAUUAUGGAUGCAUUGUUGACUUGCUUGGACGUGCUGGCCGAAUAGAGGAGGCCUUUGAAUUUAUAAAAGAGAUGCCUUUUGAACCAACUGCUGCCAUUUGGGGUUCACUUUUAGGUGCAUGUAGAGUUCACUCAAAUAUUAUUAUUGGAGCACUUGUAGGUCAACGACUAGUAGAAAUAGAGCCUGACAAUGCUGGAAAUUAUGUAAUACUUUCUAAUUUGUAUGCUGCUGCAGGGAGAUGGGAAGAUGUGAGAAAAUUAAGGGAGUUGAUGAUGGAUAAGGCUGUGAUAAAGGAGCCAGGAAGAAGUUGGAUUGAACUUGACAAGACCCUGCAUACUUUUCAUGCAAGUGACCGCUCCCAUCCAAGGAGGGAAGAGGUAUUUUGGAAGGUUAGGGAAUUGUCAGUCAAGUUGAAAGAAUCUGGAUAUGUCCCUGAUUUGAGCUGUGUUUUAUAUGAUGUGGAUGAGGAGCAAAAGGAGAAAAUACUGCUAGGUCACAGUGAGAAACUGGCUUUGGCUUUUGGACUCAUUGCUGCUCCUGAGAAAGUCCCAAUCCGAGUGAUAAAAAAUCUCCGAAUCUGUGUUGAUUGUCACAAUUUCGCUAAAUUUAUAUCAAAGGUUUAUGGAAGAGAGGUGUGUCUGAGGGAUAAAAACCGGUUCCAUCAUAUUGCUGAGGGAAUUUGUUCUUGUGGUGACUACUGGUAAUUUUUGGUGAUUUUUAGUCAGACAAAGUUUGCUUAUUCUUCUAGAGAAUGAAAGAGGGCUAUGGUAUUUUAAGAUCUGUUGAAGAACAAAGUAAGUUAUAUCUUAAAUGGAGGUGAUAAGAUGAAUAUGUAACCUUAUUUCACAAACCAGAGUAACAUCCUUGUUUUUACCAACCUUACCUUAGUUGAUUCAUUUUUUGGCUACGUCAUGGAGAAUCUCUUAUACUCAUGAGACAGUGAAAGUUGAAGCAGAAAUAUACAAGUUGGUAGGUUUGAACAUCAGCUUAUUCUUCAAUGUACCACUUAUUCUUCUUCCUCCUCACAGAUUGACGCAGAAGCUUUUUAAAACUUUAGCUAUCAAAACAAGGAACAAGGGAAUGGCGACCUGCUGAGGAAUUAAAUACUGGCACAGGGAUAUCAUUGGUUUUGGAUUUGAGGCAAAAAAAGGACAUGGAAGUUUCUUGGUUUUAAGAAAGAGCUGAAAAAGAUAUACAAGGGAGAAGAAUCCAUGUUGGUACUCUCUGGACACUGUUGUGAUCAUCCAUGACAAGUUUUAACUGGAGAAGUUGACAAUUCAUUCUGAUGACUUUAGCUUAUAGAAGAAAAGAAAAAUACCCUUUUGAGCUGAGGUUAAACGAAGAUAGACGGCUACCUUCCCUUGUAUCUAAAUUUGUACAAGCAGUUUUGCCAACACUGUGUCUCACAUUCCUGUCUAACCUGAAAGAAUGAACGAAGGGCACUUUGCAAUGCAUUACAGAGAGUUCUAAGGAACUUCUGUUCAUCAUUCAAUGUUUAAUGUAUCAUGCUGCUGCUUUCAAAUUUUGAACCAGCUUGUAUAUCAACCCAAAUCCUUCUUCCAGCGUUUAGAAAAUUUUCAAAUAAGCAAGAUUUUAUGCUUGUUACAUGUAUGUUGGGCAAAUGCAUAAUGCGUGGAGCAGAAUCUGAUGCACAUGUACUGUAAGCUUAGAAUUAUAUUAGCUUUUUCUCUUAAAACUACAUUUGUCUCCAUUGGUAAAAUUCAGGUUAUUCACUCAAGGGCAUAUAGAUAAUACAAUAAGUUUUUUUUUU